AUGUCUUCCACCUUUGAAAAUGUCAAGACCCAGCUAGCGGGUGUGUGGUCUCUGGAAACUAUCUCAUUCUUUAUGUCUCCGUCACUCGACGGUUCACCUGUCGCGGUUCUAGAAGGCGAUAAGAUACUUGGAAGGGCCGUCUUUACUGCGGGAGGCUACAUGAACGGCACUGUGACUUUCGACCAUUGCGAUCCUGCUAGUCUGAGCUCUGCUGCAUGGGAUAAGCUGACUUCGGAGGAGAUCACCCGAAUCUGCCGAGUUAUGUCGUCUUAUUCCGGGCCCUGGAGUCUAGUUGAAGAGGGAAAUGAUAUUUUGCUGAAGAUUCUGGUGGAAAUCGCUCUAAAUCCAUGUUGGGAGGGGUCGCCGCAAGUGAGACGCCAAGUCAAGAUUGAAGAAGUCAAUGGGGAAAGUCUUCUGACGUUGGUUCCCAUGGACGAAAUCACCCUUCAACCUGGCAAAGUUGCAUACUCCAAACUUGUCUGGAAGAAGAUUGGACCACCCUAG
This is a messenger RNA of Penicillium cataractarum, 504 nucleotides long. RefSeq lists its product as uncharacterized. The record is from RefSeq and is a predicted model, not a curated record. The transcript has 2 exons. Lineage: Eukaryota; Fungi; Ascomycota; Eurotiomycetes; Eurotiales; Aspergillaceae. The coding region runs from base 1 to 504 and encodes 167 amino acids.